CGCAGCCUCGUUCUCAUGGGGGGGGAGCUGGCGGGGGGGGCGCUGACCAAUGACGUUUGGAGCCUGGAGCCCGAGGGGCGGGGCUGGCGGGAGCUCCGCCCCCUGCCGGGACACGCCCCCGCCCCGCCCGGAUUGGCCGCUCACGCCGUGGCCGUCGUCGAUGAUUGGCUCUACGUCUUCGGAGGCCGCACCACCCAGGACCUCUUCUCGUCGCUUCUCUUCCGCUUCCCCCUACUUGGGGGGCGCUGGGAGCUGGUGGAGCCCUGGGGGGGGAAGGCGCCGGCGGCCGCGGGGCAUUCGCUGCUCUUCCACCCCCCAACCCGAACCCUCAUCCUCUAUGGGGGGCACCGGCCGGCCAGCGCCAGGUUCAGCUCCCGCGUGAACCAGACCCAUUUGUUCCACGUCGAUCGCCGCCAUUGGGCGCCGCUGCGGGGGGGCGGGGCCGCGGGGCCUCGGGGGCGGGCCUUCCACAGCGCCACCCUGCUGGGGGACUACAUGGUGCUCUAUGGGGGUCACGUGCACGCCCACUACGAGGAGGAGAAGUGCUACGAGGAGGGCGUCUUCUUCUAUCACGUGGGCUGCCACCAAUGGGUGACCCCCGAGGAGCUGCGGGGGGGUGACCCCGAGGAGCCCGGCUCCCGCCCUCCCCCCCCCCCGCCGCGGGGCCGCUUUGGUCACGUGGCCGCCGCCCUGGGGGGAGGGGUGCUCCUGGUGGCGGGAGGCUUCAGCGGCGACGCCCUCGGUGACGUCAUCGCGUACAAACUCCCGCGCUUCGCCUGGGCGGGGGAGGGGCCCGGCGUGAGUCACCCCCAGUGA
This is a messenger RNA of Pezoporus occidentalis (night parrot), 816 nucleotides long. Its product is annotated as multiple epidermal growth factor-like domains protein 8. The transcript has 5 exons. NCBI's taxonomy places the organism in Eukaryota, Metazoa, Chordata, Aves, Psittaciformes, Psittacidae. Gene Ontology annotation, molecular function: protein binding. The coding region runs from base 16 to 816 and encodes 266 amino acids. The record is from RefSeq and is a predicted model, not a curated record.